AUCCAUGGUUUGGGGGCGGGGUUUGGGGCCUGCGUCCUGCCCUGAUCUUGGGCCUCGGUCAGGAGGAGGAAUGUGUCCGAGGGGAAAUGGCGGUGUCUUCCACUAGUCGGUUGCUCAAUGGCGGUGCUCGGAUGCCGCUUCUAGGCCUCGGCACUUGGAAGUCAGAGCCUGGAGUUGUGGGUAAGGCUGUUUCAGUCGCAAUUGAUUCUGGAUACCGGCAUAUUGAUGGAGCUUACUCCUACAUGAAUGAAGCAGAGGUAGGAGCUGCUGUGAAAAAGAAGAUUGCUGAAGGAGUGGUUACAAGAGAAAAUCUCUUCAUAGUCAGUAAACUGUGGUGUACAUUCCAUGCUCUGGAGGAUGUUAAACCAAGUCUGAUGAAAAGUUUAUCUGCCUUGCAGCUUACUUACCUAGACCUGUACCUCAUCCACUUCCCUGUGGGAUUCCAGAAAGUGCCGGGUGAACUGUUUCCAGUGCAAGAAGGCAAGGUGCUAGUGACUGAUAUUGACUACGUGGACACAUGGAGGGCUAUGGAAGGUUUGGUGGAUGAAGGGCUGGUGAAAUCGAUUGGUGUUUCCAAUUUUAAUAUUUCCCAGUUGAAAAGACUCCUGUCAAUAGCUCGUAUAACUCCGGCAGUAAACCAGGUGGAGCUUCAUCCAUAUCUGACUCAGCCUGAACUGGUGGAGUUCUGUGCAUCCAAAGAUAUUGCAUUGACAGCAUUUAGUCCUCUCGGAUCUCCAGGUCGUGCUCUAUUGAAUGAUUCUGCAGAUCCAAAGGACCUUCUCAAAGAUCCAGUGGUAAAAACAAUAGCAGAGAAACACAAGAAGAGCCCAGCCCAGGUCUUGUUGCGGUUUCAUGUCCAGAGAAACAUAGCAACUAUUCCGAAGAGUGUGACACCUGCAAGAAUCCAGGAGAAUGCUGAGAUUUUUGACUUUGAGCUGAUGGAUGAGGACCUUCAGUCACUGCUUGCAUUAAACAGGAAUUGGAGAGUUUGUCAGUUAACUCUGUUACAGGAUCACCAGUUUUAUCCGUUUAAAGAUCCCUGAUUGGUCCGGUUGCAGGAGCCGAGCUUCCGCAGAUACCACCUUUUGUACAAAUUCAGAAUCAUUCAUGAUACAAGAGGAGGACAUUCAGCUUAUCCAGUGCAAGCCAUCUCUCUACAGAACAGUCCAAUCAGUCCAUUCGCCACACAAUCCCUAUGGACCUGCAAGUUUAUUUUCUUCAAAAGCCCAUCCAAUUUUCGGUUAAAAUCAUUGUUUCUGCUUUCAGCACACAUUAGGCAGUCAAUUCUAGGUCAGUACCAUUCAGUGCAAAAAAAAACGGUUGUCCUCACAUUCCCCUUGCAUCCCUUUCCAGAAACCCUAAAUCCAAGUCCCCUAGUUAUUGUACAAUCAGGUAAUUGUCUAUCUAUCUAAACCUGUCACUAUCUUGUAUACCUCUACCAAACUUUCCCUCUACUUGAUCUUAUCGUUAAAAUCCCUCCUCUUCACACUUGUUCUGAUGAAGGGUCACUGGACUCGAAACAUAAACUUUGUUUUUGCUCCACAGAUGCUGAUAGAUCUAGAGUCAUAGAGUCCUACAGCAUGGAAGCAGACCCUUCAGUCCAACCACUCCAUGCUGAACAUAAUCUCACACUAAACUAGUCCUAUCUGUCUGCUCCUGGCCAAUAUCCCUUGAAACAUUUCCUAUUCAUAUACCUAUGCAAAUGUCACUUAAAUGUUGGAAUUGUACCCACAUCCACCACUUUAGGAAGUUCAUUCCACACACAAACCACCCUCUGCAUAAAAAAUUUGCCCCUCAUGUCUUUUUUAAAUCUCCCUUCUCUCACCUUAAAAAUGUGCCCCUUAGUGUUGAAAUCCCCCAGCCUAGGGAAAAGACAACUGCCAUUAACUCUAUCUAUACUUCUCAUUAUUUUUAAACUUCAAUGAGGUCGCCUCUCAACCUCCUACGCUCUAGUGAAAGAAGUCCCAGCCUAUCUACAACCUAUUUACAACCUCUGAUCUGUACAUCCUUGCUUACUAUGAUCUUCCUGUACUGCUCGAAAACAAAGCUUUUCUCCAGCAAUCUCUGUUAUUUGUUUCAGAUAUCAGCAUCCACAUUUUUUUGUUUUAUCUUAUUGUGAUGGAGGAUCUAUUCAAUGUGAAGCCAGGACGUUGUCUUCACAGGUGCUGUGUGGUGGUCAUCAUGCAGACACUUACCAGAAGUCUAAAGAUAAUAUUGGCAGAUAUCAUUCGAUCUUCUUGUCUCAGACAAAAGUAAUUUCACUUUGGAUUUAAAUAGAAUUUUCAAAACAUAAGUGUCUUACAAAGGUCAGCACUCAAGAUACCAUUAUUGCGACUAGCUUCGAAUUGCAGAUGUAUAAAUUACUGGAAUUAAAAUCCACCAGAAUGAGGUGAAGGAUAAUGUUAUAUUCAUUCACGGGAUAAGGGCAUUGCCGGCUAGGACAAGUGGGCAGUUAAGAGUCAUUUUCUGUGCAACUUAACUGAUGACACAUUAGGUCAUCCGUCCAUUGUAACACACAUAACAUAAACAUGUAUAGGAAGCUUUUUAUGGGACCAAGAGUGUGCUGGUUGAUCAAAUAUUCAGGAUAAUCAAGAGGUCAACAUUAUUAAUGUAAAACCACACACUAAGUCAUAGAAACGUCAUGCAGGGGGUAUACAGAUCAUUGUUUUACUUUACUUACAGCGUAAUUCACUUAAAUAAUAAAUGCAACUUUGCUUAAAAUAAAACUUAGCGACAGAGA
Rhincodon typus (whale shark) is the source of this 2740-nucleotide messenger RNA. RefSeq lists its product as uncharacterized. The record is from RefSeq and is a predicted model, not a curated record. Gene Ontology annotation, molecular function: aldose reductase (NADPH) activity. Gene Ontology annotation, cellular component: cytosol. NCBI's taxonomy places the organism in Eukaryota, Metazoa, Chordata, Chondrichthyes, Orectolobiformes, Rhincodontidae. Bases 87 to 1043 code for a protein of 318 amino acids. The transcript has 10 exons.